Molecule: messenger RNA, 1361 nt
Organism: Nerophis ophidion (straightnose pipefish)
Lineage: Eukaryota; Metazoa; Chordata; Actinopteri; Syngnathiformes; Syngnathidae
Product: hepatic sodium/bile acid cotransporter-like
Exons: 6
Coding region: 196-1269 (357 amino acids)
Biological process (GO): bile acid and bile salt transport
Cellular component (GO): membrane
Molecular function (GO): bile acid:sodium symporter activity
Source: RefSeq, a predicted model, not a curated record
CAUGUUCCUCUGGAGUCUGCAGCCGACUCACCGUGUUGCUAUGGCGCCACGUGACAGAGGAGGGAGGGCUCGGGGUCCGGGCACAAAAACGAAAAGGAGAGAUGGAAGUGAGGAAGGAACUUUUCAAGUUGCACAAGUUUGCUUGGAAUGAAGGUAACAAGGUUCCAGUAAAAGCUGCACUAAGAAAGAACCGCCAUGAAUGUGACGGACGCCUACCAGGGCAUUUUCAUCCUUCACAAUGGAGGCAACAUGUCCUACAACGGCAGCAUGGCAGUGCUUGACACAUCCUCUCCUCUCAACAAAGCCAUCAACAUCCUCUCCAUCCUCCUCCUCUUCAUCACCAUGACAUCUCUGGGAUGUACGAUGGAGAUUUCCAAAAUCAGGACCCAUCUGCUGAGACCGAAAGGGGUCGCCAUCGCCAUUGUGGCCCAAUUCGGAAUCAUGCCUUUGACUGCGUUCUGUCUUGCUAAAUUACUGAAGAUGGAUUCCAUUAAGGCUGUGACGGUGCUCAUCUGUGGCUGCUGUCCUGGAGGAAACCUGUCCAAUAUCUUCGCUUUGGCCCUCAAGGGAGACAUGAACCUCAGCAUAGUGAUGACCACCUGCUCCUGCAUUGCAGCUCUGGGUCUGAUGCCCUUGCUGCUCUACGUCUACAGCCAGGGCUUCAGCGGCUUGGAGAACGCUGUGCCCUAUGUCGGCAUCAUCACGGCUCUCGCCUUCACCCUGGUGCCCUGCGCCAUGGGCAUCGCUAUCAAUCAAUACAAGCCGAAAUACACUCCGGUGGUCUUGAAGUCUGGUUUAGGCAUACUGAUCAUCUCCAGCGUCAUCUUGUUCACCUUGUCUGGCCUGGCGGUCAAAGAUAUUUUGUGGAUGAUCCUCACCGCUGAUGUUUUGACUGUGGCAGCUCUGAUGCCCUUCAUAGGCUUUGUCCUGGGAUUCGUCAUGUCCACCAUGUGCAGACUCAGUCCAAAAUGCAGCAGAACCAUUUCUGUGGAAACAGGCUGCCAAAACAUCAACCUGUGUGUGGCCAUUCUGAAGGUGGCCUUUCCUCCGGAGGUUAUUGGGCCCAUGUUUCUCUUCCCUUUGCUGUACUACAUUUUCCAGUGUGCCGAGGCUCUCUUUUUGACCGUGUGCUUCAGAUCGUACCAGAUGGUAAAGUCACCAGAAGACAAGAAUGUGUAUGUUCAACAGGACGAAGAGAUACAAACUGAGUGUCCGACUACUUCAGAAGCCAAAAAUGACAAAACACUUAGGAUCCCUGUUUCGGAGUGACACACUUGAAGUGCUACAAUAUAAAAGUAAAAAUAUAAAGUAAUGUAUUUUUUCAUUAUGUCCAAUUGUUGGAUAAAGAAUUCAAACAGUAA